AUGGGCCAAAAUAGCACAGGAGUGUUGGAACUGUUGAGCCGCAUUAAAAAAGAGGACAAUUUCGAGUGUUUGCUGCUAAUGAAAAACCAUAACGCCAGCUAUGUGAUGGAUGAGCAAGGAAAUGACUUUGCCAGGAGUCUAAUGGAGGCAAUAGAAACGCCUGUGUUGCAGCUUGAUGAGCGAGUCGGUUACUUUCUUUAUAGCAAGCAAUCGAAUAGAGUGUUGUCUGUGGUCUACAUGAUUAACACUGAUUUGGAUAUCCAUCGGGGUUUGCUCAAGGCUCUGGUGGCCAAUUUACGUACGAUGACCACAUCUGGAGUGGUUUUUGUGGUGCAGCAAGGUGAAGUGGACGAGACAUUUCUCUACAAACUAUUUACGCAAUGCUGGAGACUGAAGUUGCUCAAUGUUCUGGUGAUGUUCGAGGACUUUGAGUUGACUCAAAACUUCUACAGCUAUAAUCACUUUCCUCGCUUUCAACUCGAAGAGCGCAUCUUUGAACCAUCAGCAAUCAUCUUUCCACAACGUUUACAAAAUCUUCAUGGCUUCGAACUCUCCAUCAUCAUCGGUGGCUCUUCGCCCCGCAUAAUUGGCUACUAUGAUAGGCAGGGCAAAGCGGUUUACAAGGGCGUGGUCGGUCACUACAUGGCGAACUUCCAGCAGAAGUACAACUGCAUCUUCGUCGAGCCCUUUCCCGCCAAUGCCACCGCCUUUGCGCCCUCCACGGAUGUGAUGAACGCUGUGAACAACGGCAGCGUGGAACUCUCUUUCGCGAUCACCUUUCCCUUUCGUCUGACUCUGCGCGGCUUCGCCUAUCCCAUCGAGCAGAUGCACUGGUGCCUCAUGCUGCCCGUCGAGGCGGAUGUUCCUCCCUCGGAGUACUACGUGCGCGUCUUUGAGCUGGCUGCCUUUCUUCUGACCCUGGCCACCAUGGUGCUCACCUCGUUGACGCUCUCCACAGCGCUGCGACAGCAUGGCUAUCGAGUGCAGCUCAUGGACUACGUGAUGCACGAGAACAGUUUGAGGGGAGCGUUGGGUCAAUCCUUCUACGAGGUGCUGAGGGCACCAAUUGUGGUGCGCGUCAUCUACGUGCAGAUCUGUGUGCUGGGCUUCCUGCUCACCGCCUGGUACAAUUCCUACUUCUCGGCCUACGUGACCAGCUCGCCCAAGGAGGCGCCCUACCUCAACUUCGACGAUGUGCUGGCUUCCCACCUCAAGAUCGUAGCCUGGGCGGAGGAAUACAAUGAGCUUGUUGCUCGCUUGGCAUCGCUAAGGAAGUACGCACCCAUGUUCUAUGUGGAGCCCGACUUUAGCACGUACAUCAGCAUGCGAGAUUCGUUUAACACGGAGUAUGGCUACAUGAUGCCCACUACCAAGUGGGUGGUGAUCGAUGCCCAGCAGAAGACGUUCACCAAGCCGUUAUUUCGCAUGCGCACCGAUUUCUGCUUCUUUCAGAAUAUACCCUUUGGAUUCCCAGUGCAAGAGAACUCCAUCUAUCUGGAGCCACUCAAAGCUUUGAUACUCGACAUGGCAGCCACUGGUCUAACCUCGCAUUAUACGCAGAGUGCGUUCAUGGAGCUGGUCGAGUCGGGAGAACUUCACUUUACCGAUCUCAGUCCGGCCAGAGAGUUCCGCGCCAUGCAGCUGCAGGAUUUGCAAUACAUUUGGUAUGGAUUCGCCUUCAUGGCGGCGCUUUCUUCCUCGGUGUGGCUGAGUGAACUCUUGUGGAAUUGGCUGCGAAGGAGGCGGAAGAAUAAAUAG
Molecule: messenger RNA, 1758 nt
Organism: Drosophila sulfurigaster albostrigata
Lineage: Eukaryota; Metazoa; Arthropoda; Insecta; Diptera; Drosophilidae
Gene: Ir94e
Exons: 2
Coding region: 1-1758 (585 amino acids)
Source: RefSeq, a predicted model, not a curated record